AUGGAAGAGAGGGAACGCGACUAUCAGCAGGCAAGGGAAAGGAUAUUUGGAGAACCAAGGGGAGAUAGCCAUUCCCGCAAGUCGUCGAGGAUAAUCCGAGCCCGGAGGCGUUACCAGCAACGAAAACAGGAACGAAGAGAGGUCUGCACAGCUAUAAUAUCAGCAGCUACGACGGAAAACCGAGCGUUUGCCGAUGUAUUGGUUGCAAAUCAUACAAUGCAGGGGCUACUUGACACGGGAGCAUCGAAGAGCAUCCUAGGAGACGGGUGUAUGGACCUGGUAAAGCGGCUGAAACUAGAAGUUUUGAAAGUGAGAUCAACAGUACAGACAGCAGGCGGUGCAACACACCGGAUAGCGGGUCGCAUAGAGGUGGACGUUUGCUAUAAACAGGAAACUCACCGCAUAUCAUUGCUCCUAUGUCCCUCACUGCGGCAAAAACUAUAUUUGGGAAUAGACUUUUGGCGGAAAUUUUCAUUAGCUCCGGACGUCGUAGGGGUAGGUGAAUUGUCGUCGAUUGAGAAUGAGUUCCAUGUUACGAGCGAACCGGUAGAACCACACGUCCUGUCUGAGGAAGAGAAAACACAGUUGGAGUUAGUGCAGGAUAAGUUUCUAACUUACGAAAGACACGGCAUGGGACUGACGGAAUUGGAAACGCAUUCCAUACAACUGGAGGCGGGAACAGUCCCAGUAAAGGAAAGGUUCUAUCCGGUGUCACCAAAAGUCCAGGAAUUGCUCUAUGCGGAAGUAGACGAAAUGUUGCGAUUAGGUGUAAUCGAGACUAGUGAAAGCCCAUGGAACAAUAGAGUUACUCUGGUCCAAAAACCUGGAAAAAACCGAUUAUGCUUAGAUGCGAGGAAACUCAAUAAGGUAACGAUCAAGGAUGCUUACCCAUUGCAGAAUAUAGAGUCGAUUCUGAGCCGCGUGGAUGAAACCAUUUACAUUAGCAGUGUGGAUUUAAAGCAUACGUUCUGGCAAAUUGAGCUGGACAAAAAAAGCAGGGAGUACACCGCAUUCACCAUCCCGGGAAGGCCGUUGUAUCAAUUUCGGAGGAUGCCGUUUGGUUUAUGUAACGCUGCUCAACGGCUAUGUCGACUAAUGGACCGGGUCAUCCCUCAGAAGCUCAGGAGCAACGUCUUUGUGUACCUAGACGAUCUGUUGAUUAUUUCGAAAACGUUCAAGGAUCAACCUCACGAUCGGGCUACACAAAUCCAAGUUCUGCUUCCGAUUCCUGAAGUAUCUGGGUUUUGUAAUCGGAGAGGGGUCCUUGAGGACGGAUCCAGGGAAGAUUCAGGCAAUAGCCAAGAUCCCAGUACCAAAGAAUUCAUCACCGAUCAUUCAAGUCUUCAAUGGCUCAUGACGCUAAAAGACCUAAACGGACGAUUGGCGCGGUGGUCGUUGGCGUUACAGGCAUAUGAUUUCCAAAUAGAGCACCGGAAGGGGAAAGAUAACGUGGUGGCAGACAUGUUGUCCCGUAUCCCGGAGGUAGAAGGCAUUGAGGUGUUCGAUUUUGAAACCAUUGAAUUUGAAAGUCCCGAGUAUCUGGAAAGAAUCCAAACGGUGAAGGAAAAUGCCGAGCAGUUUCCAGAUUUAGUGGUGGAAGACGGGCUCUUGCUCAAGCGAAUACAAUUUGUGACCGGGGACACACAGGAAUUUCCGUGGAAGCUGUGGAUUCCGGAAGUGUUAACAAAUACUUUAAUCCAGCAAGCACACAACAGCGAUACCGCGAUGCAUGGAGGCAUAGGUCGCACGCUUAACAGGCUUAGGCAGUUCUACUACUGGCCCAAGAUGGCAAUCCAGGUGAAAAACUACGUUAAAGACUGCAACAUCUGCAAGGAAACCAAGCACACAACCCAGAUGACUAGGCCGAAAAUGGGCAAACAAACAAUCACCUCACGGCCCAUGCAGCAGCUGUAUAUGGAUUUCCUGGGAAAAUAUCCACGGUCAAAAAGGGGCAACUGCUACAUAUUGGUAGUGCUGGAUCAUCUGACGAAGUUUGUUUGGUUAAAAGCAAUGCCAAAAGCGACAGCAGACGCAGUCGUCAGAUAUCUGGAGUCGGAAAUAUGGCAUGAGUUUGGUGUUCCAGAGGUAAUACUCACCGACAACGGAGUCCAGUUUGUAGCAAGCCGGUUUCAAAGUUUCCUGGAGAAGUAUCAAAUUCGUCAUAAGAGGACCGGCAGGUAUGCUCCACAGUCGAAUGCCUCAGAGCGCGUGAACCAAUCCGUACUUGCAGCUAUUAGGAUCCAUGUAGGGGAAGACCACACACGUUGGGAUGACAAGAUAGUCGAGAUUCAAGGUUCUCUGCGGAGUGCCGUCCACAACAGCACUGGUGUCUCCCCAUACUUUGCCAUGUUUGGCCAACACAUGUUCCUGAGCGGGCAAGAUUAUAGGAUAGCCCGAAAACUAGACGCCGUAAACGACGCCCAGAUAUAG
Drosophila rhopaloa is the source of this 2430-nucleotide messenger RNA. RefSeq lists its product as uncharacterized. The record is from RefSeq and is a predicted model, not a curated record. Gene Ontology annotation, biological process: DNA integration; proteolysis. The coding region runs from base 1 to 2430 and encodes 809 amino acids. The transcript has 2 exons. Lineage: Eukaryota; Metazoa; Arthropoda; Insecta; Diptera; Drosophilidae. Gene Ontology annotation, molecular function: aspartic-type endopeptidase activity; nucleic acid binding.